AUGCCACACGCUAUUGAACAAAAUUCGACCUCGACUUAUGCUCAUGAACACUUUUUGAGCGGUCAGCAACUGAACAACGCUGUCACUUCUGUUUCAGACGCUAGGAACAAUCAGCUGGCCUAUUACCUUUUCCGGCAACCAGGCUUAGAAUCCAGUCUGUCAGAAGUUGAUUUUGGAUUCUCCUCAGAGGAACAAAAUUACGAUCUGUAUGAUCAAAACUUCUCUGAAGGAAUAAAAACAUCAUCAUCAUCGUGUGAUGUUCGUAAAAUGGAAGAAGGGUUUCUUCAAGAUUUUCAAUGUUGCGGAAUUUUUUUUGGUGAUUUCCACUCCUUAAUCACUCAUAAGCAAGUAAUGCAUCUAGAAUUCAUGGGAGAGACGGGACCAAAUCUUGAAAAUACAUAUGGAUUAAUUGCCGAAGAAGGAUGGAGCUCAGCAUCUGUCAGCUCAGCUGGAUCAAUUCCGAAUUCAGUGCCACAUAGUCCUCAAGAAGACCCUUUACAAGCUCCCGCGCAUCUAAUAAACUAUAUCGAGCAACAACCUAUAACUGAUAAAUUUCCCGAAACUUCAAUUUCAGUAAAUUUGCAGGAUAUCCGAGUCUUUGGACAAUUGAAUAAUAAUCGGUCUCAUAACAAUAACAAUGGGGAUUCCGAACAACAAGGAUCACAUACUGGAAAUGUCAAUCAAGUGGCAAUGGCACGAUUGGGGCAGACCCGCAGAUCUGCUACAGACAAUGUGUCUACCAUCCCAUUCAAUCUCUUGUCAUUAUUUCAACCACAAGCAUUUUCAAACUCUAACCAUUUCAAUCAUUUUCCCGAUUUCCAAGCUGUCUCUACACGAACAAAACGCGCAGCUUCAUUUUCAUGUAUGCCGGCAGCAACUAUCCUUGAUAAUUCUGAAUAUAUCAAUAAUAAUGAUGCCAAUUAUGGUAGAUCAGGCGUGAUGACGUCAAAUACAGCAACUAGUAAUCGAGGCGCUGCACCAAAAUCACGACGCAAUACUAAUAAUGAAAGUCAGACAUUACAACAACGUCAUAAUCAACUUGACGCACGUCUUACCGCUUCAGCGCCUGCAACGCCAACAACAGCCAAUUGGCCUCAAGCCUCGUCUAAUGUUGAAAGGGAAAAUUUCAAUAUCGGUGGUCCAUCUUCAAUGGCAGCAAUGGUAUCUGGUCAAGUUUCAGGGGAACAACGUCGCUUAUCAGCCCCAUCUCUAUCAACUCCAUUGAGUAGUGAAUUGUCGUUGGCAUCAAAUAUGCCCAUGAGCGCUGCUACAUCAUUAAUGAAUGAUAAUUCCGCUUCUUCAGAUGUAUAUGGCUAUUCAGUCGGUAAUAUUUCUGCUGUCGCAUUGUCAUCGAUUUAUCCCAUGGACCAGCGAGGAAUGAAAAGGAAUCGAGAAGAUGGUACUGAAAUGGAUAUUAAUCAAAAAAGAAUGAGCACUGAGACAACUUUCUGGGACGUCAACGAGAAUCUCGGAAAUAAUACGUCAAUGAUGACACAAAAAUCAUCUAAAAAACGAGCUGUUACCGCCGAGUCAGCGAGACGAAAGGUUUCAAAGUCUCUUGGUGGACCAAUCGCAGUGGCCACAACUAACGUUCCUGUCGUCAUUGACUCAGAUGCUAUCUCAAUAUCUGCCAGUCUUACAAAUGCUAUUCCUGCUGGUGUCAUAGCACAACCAUUGCCACCACCACAAGUAGAAACUGAUAAACCAUACAGAUGCGCUGUUGAAGGAUGUCAGAAGACGUACAAAAAUGCUAAUGGACUCAAAUAUCACCGAACUCAUGGGCACAAUACAGAACAGUCCGGAAAUGGUGACAAGUCAGCGGAGAAGCCCUACAAGUGCCAACACGUGGGUUGCCCAAAGUCGUACAAAAAUCUUAAUGGCCUUAAGUACCACUUGGAACAUAACCACAAUGGGGUUACAUCUCCUUCCCUAGGAGGUGGUUCUUCAUCUGGGGUGACUGGGGUCUAA
Molecule: messenger RNA, 1968 nt
Organism: Ambispora leptoticha
Lineage: Eukaryota; Fungi; Glomeromycota; Glomeromycetes; Archaeosporales; Ambisporaceae
Source: the annotation of a GenBank genome assembly